GUCCUUUCUCAAUUACAUCUAUACUCAAUCAUCUCAUCAUCAUCUCUAUUAAAAUUGCUGCAGAGAGACGCCUCCAGUUCAUCAUGUCGUCCAACAGCCCCCUCCCCGCCUACGCCUCAUAUGAGCACAUGCUCGUCAGCUCGCCGGCGCCCUUUGUCGCCCACGUCGAGAUCAACCGCCCGCGCAAGCUCAACGCCUUUUCGCAGGCUGUGUGGCUCGAGUUUGGGCGUGUCUUUGAGCAGCUUAGCCACGAUGCUGAAGUGCGCGCCGUCGUACUCAGCGGCGCAGGUGAUCGCGCUUUCACCGCGGGCUUGGAUGUGCAGGCGGCUACUUCAGAUGGUGUCCUCAACGGGGGAGAGCAGGAUGUUGCGAGAAAGGCAAAGGCUCUGAGGAGUCACAUUGAGGAGUUUCAGGCAUCUAUCAGUGCUAUGGAAAAGUGCGAGAAGCCUGUAAUCUGUGUCGUUCAUGGUAUAUCUAUUGGCCUCGCUAUCGACAUUGCCUGCUGCGCCGACAUCCGCAUCAGCGCUUCCAACACACGGUUCGCCGUCAAGGAGGUUGACAUUGGCCUGGCCGCAGAUAUUGGCACCCUGGCGAGGCUCCCUAAGCUCGUGGGCUCGACGUCGUGGGUCAAGGACGUGUGCCUCACGGCGCGGGACUUUUCGGCGCAGGAGGCUCUGUCGGUGGGCUUCGUGAGCCAGGUUCACGAGGGCAAGGAGGCGGCUGUGCAGGCCGGGGUGGCUCUGGCGGCGACGCUGGCGAGCAAGAGCCCGGUCGCGGUGCAGGGGACAAAGGAGUUGCUGAACUACGGGCGCGAUCACAGCGUUGACGAGAGUCUGCGGUAUACAAAGGUGUGGAAUGCGGCGGCUGUGCAGAGCAAGGACUUUUCACAGGCGCUGAUGAGUGGUCUGAAGAAGACGAAACCGAGAUUUGAGAAGCUGUAGAAUAUUCGAGUCUUGUAGAGGUAUCGUGUUGGUGGUGUUUGGCUAGAUCGUCGUCGUCGUCCGUGUUCGACGACUACUCGGAGCCGGACUCUUCCUCGGGAGGGAGGUUCUCCUUGAGACGCUGUGUGUUUGUUAGAUAAAGAUGAUCACCAGCAAGGCGCAGUAUGCUCUUAGCCAGAGUUGUUGGCGCUGGGCAGAGGCUUUGUAGGUAGACGCACAUCUUCUAGUUUUGCCUUGAGCAUGGAAACCAUGUUUUCCUUGACCACGACGCGUUCAUCGUCCAGAUCCUCAAUGAUGUAAUCGUGGUUCG
Messenger RNA from Fusarium vanettenii 77-13-4, 1251 nucleotides. RefSeq lists its product as uncharacterized. Gene Ontology annotation, molecular function: delta(3,5)-delta(2,4)-dienoyl-CoA isomerase activity. Gene Ontology annotation, cellular component: mitochondrion. The record is from RefSeq and is a predicted model, not a curated record. The transcript is spliced from 2 exons. Lineage: Eukaryota; Fungi; Ascomycota; Sordariomycetes; Hypocreales; Nectriaceae. Bases 84 to 941 code for a protein of 285 amino acids.